Messenger RNA from Eriocheir sinensis (Chinese mitten crab), 4028 nucleotides. RefSeq lists its product as uncharacterized. Gene Ontology annotation, molecular function: nucleic acid binding. Gene Ontology annotation, biological process: DNA integration. The transcript has 10 exons. The record is from RefSeq and is a predicted model, not a curated record. Lineage: Eukaryota; Metazoa; Arthropoda; Malacostraca; Decapoda; Varunidae. Bases 305 to 2215 code for a protein of 636 amino acids.
UUGUGCGUUUGCACACUGUGAAGCAGUGGCUGCAAGGGGAAGAGCCAAACAUGUCGCCACACAAGAAGAAGAACCUGAAGAGAUUAAAAGAAAAAUGCUCUCUUGAUGAAGUCCUACCAGGGUGAAAAUUGUCAUCGAAUAAUAUAAACUAUAUCUCAUCAAAGGGGCCGAGGGGAGGCGGCGGCAGGUUCUCCUACAUCAGGAGGACAUAUUGGGCAUCCUUGCCCAGUAUCAUGAUAAUGCAGGCCACUGUGGUCAACAUACCACAGAGGAAAACAUUGCCUCUUAUUAUUACUGGCCAAGGAUGAGGGAUUAUGUCAAAGACUAUAUUGCAGGGUGUGACUACUGCCAAAAAUUUAGCAACCUAAAGACUCAGGCCCCUGCCCUGGUACCAAUCAAAGUCAAGCAGCCACUGGAGUUGGUAGGAGUUGAUUUAGUUGGUCCUUUAAAUAUGACACAAAGGGGCCACAGAUACAUAUGUGUUUUUGUGGACCACUAUACCAAAUAUGUGGAUUUUUUUCCCCUUGAGGAUAAAACGGCUGCUGGGGUCCACCGUUGCAUUAAGGAGUUCAUCUCACGGUUUGGGCCACCUCAAAGACUCCUCACUGAUCAGGGGAAGGAGUUCAAUGCCAAGCUUAUCGAUGAACUCUGCCAAACUUACAGCAUAAAACACUCUGUCACAAGUUCAUAUCACCCUCAAACAAAUGGCCUGACUGAGAGGACAAACCAAACAUUGAAAUCAAGAAUCAAGAAGAUGGCUAAUGAUGCUCAAGAUAACUGGGAUGAGUUUUUGUCUGAUAUUGCCUUCACAAUGCGCAUAUCAAAGCAAGCCUCCACAAAAUUUUCACCAUUAUAUCUCAUGUUUGGGAGGCACCCCAACUGUGUGCAAAACAUGCAUGUGGGUCUCCCUCCAUCUGAUAUACAAGAAGUGUCUGACAGUGAGAGGGAGGAAUUCGUAAAACACCGCAUGGCAGAAAUGACCGUCAUACAUGAGAAGGUGCUGAAGAAUGUGACAGUGGCCCAAAACAAGCAAAAGCAAACAUAUAAGAAGAGGCAAGAAAAAGGUAUCAGAACCUUUGACUUCCAUGCAGGGGAUGUAGUCCUCAAGCGGAACAUGCGAAAUGUUGGACGCAGAGGUGGAAAACAAGAUAAACUCUGGACAGGACCAUAUAGAAUAACUGCUAUUGAUGACUACCAGCGUGUUACCUUGGAAGAUGUGGAUAAACCUGGCAUUUCUCUGAAAAGUCGAGUUCCUUAUGAACAACUUAGGCCCUUUACAGAAAGUCGUUUGUGCAAGAGGCCACUUUCAUCUUUGUGUGUGCAGUCCAUCCAGUCUGUGACACCAGCAGAUGGAACAGACGUAGUAGCCACAGCUGAAUCCUCUACCUCAGAGGUACUUGUCUCUAUUGAAGCAAGUGAAGAUGCCCUGACACCCAGAAAAAGUCGCAAAAUUAAUACAACACGGUCUCCAAGGCACCGUAACCCAAACAUGUUGAGGGAGCAGAUUCUCAGACCCUCUUUGCAAUUGUCUGAUGAGCACAUAGAUCAUGCUCAGGCUUUGUUGGCUGAUGACUUCCCUAACAUUGGUGGCCUGCAAUCUACAUGUAUAUAUGCAGUAGAGUCAUGCACCAAUGCAAUAAACAGGUCAGAAUCUUUCAUUCAAAUUUUAAAUGUUGGAGGGUGUCAUUGGGUGACAGUCAGUAAUAUAAGAUGUCCAAUCGAUACAUUGAAUGUAUACGAUUCCAUGGAUUUCAAAUUGAAUAGGCCUGAUAGGGAAAAGUUCCUUGAUCAACUUUCAGCCAUGAUAAAGACUCCAAAUUCUUCUUUUACAGUAGUAAGACCACAAAUACAGAAUCAAGUUGGAGGAAGUGACUGUGGGCUAUUUGCUGUAGCCAUUGCGACCAGCCUCUGCUUUGGAGAUGACCCACAGGGUCACUUCUACUACCAGGACAAGAUGAGAGACCAUCUAGCUUCUUGCUAUCUUACUGGAAAGAUGGGACGGUUUCCUAGCUCCAUAGUGGAGAGAGAGGGGACACUCUACAGCAAGGAAUCCAUUAAAGUCUAUUGUCGCUGCAGGAAGCCGCAUAAAGAAGGAACCUUUAUGGUUCAGUGCAAUAGCUGCCAGGAAUGGUAUCACCGCAAGUGUGAAAAGGUCCCCAAAAUAGUCUCUCCUGAGACCAUUUUCUUUUGUUGCAGCUGUGGUGAACAAUCUUGAGCAGACAGCAGCUUAAUGAGGCUAGGAACCCUGCAGUGACACUUAAGAAGAAGCUAUGAUGGUUCUUCAUGCUUUCCUGUGUCAUCUGUUUUUUUUCUGCAGAUGUUCAUUCAGCUGAGGAACUGCUCAGAUAGAGCCUGAGAGGAGGUGUCUUGUACAGUGACUUUCUUGUAUGUCCUAUCAGUUCAAGGAUUGACUUUUUUUUUUCAGAGAAGUAUUACCAGGUUUACCCAUGGCUUCAAAGGUACAUCACUGGUCAGAUUUAUCAGUUAUAGUAUGUAACAUUUCCAGUGUAUGGAAAUGUGUCCUCAUCUUUAUUCCCUGUUAUUCCACUCUGCGUCCAGUGUUUCAAUGUUUUUUGGAUGUGUGGAGAGUUAAGAUUUUUUUCUCUAAUUCUUGUCUUUUCAUGGAUUUUGCAGUUUGGGACAUUGAACAUUUUCUUUCACUAAGUCUGUAUGAUUUUUACACACACACACAUACUCUACAAUGUUGAUAAAAUGGUGAAUUUUGUGGGUUGCUGCAUUGAUAUUCGCAUACAAAGGCAAUAUCAUUCAUAAAUGUUUUUUAUUAUUUUUUUUUAUUUAGGGCAUGAUUAUCAUUGUAUGGAUUUUGUUUGUUCACUUGUUCCUCACUAUUGCUAAUUUUGAGGGUGAUAUGAAUUAGUUUUGCAGACUUUUAUGACUGUUCUUACAUGAUUCUGGUCUGAUUUUUGUUUCACCUACGACAAUUAUUCAUCUGUAACAUCCACAGGAAUUGUAUUGAAUACUGUAUACAUAUAUAAUGACAGGAUUGAAUCAAGCUCGUAUUGUUCCGUUUUCAAAACAAAAUAUUCAUAUUUUUCUUUGAAAUUAUGUAUAUUAUGGCACAUACUACUUUCUCUGGUGAUGCAUGCCAUUAAUCUCUUGUUCUAAUUGGGAAACUGUAUUUUUGCACAACUUUAUCUCCUUUUUUCUUUUUAAGUUUCUUCCAUGUCACCAUGGUUGUUCAAUAUUUAUAUGGAUGGCGUUAUUAGAGAAAUGAAGGGCAAUCUUGGGGAAGUUGGAGUAAGAAUGUUUGCUGAGGGAAGGAAGUGGGUACUGAAUUCGAUAAUGUUUGCUGAUGACACGGUGCUCAUUGCAGAAAAUGAAAGUGACCUACAAAAUUUGGUCAGUGUUUUUGAUAGUGUAUGUAAAAGGAGAAAGCUGAAAAUAAAUGUCACCAAAGUAAAGUGAUGGUUUGUGAGCAAAGUAGAAGUGAGGUUGUAGAUUUUGUAUGCCCAUAUAGAGUGGGAAUUGAAUGUGAAAAAGAAUGCAAAAUAAAUUUGAAUGGUGAAGAAAUGGAGGAGGUCAAUGAGUUUAAGUACCUUGGAUCAGUUAUGUGUAGGCAUGGUGGUAUGGAGGGAGAGAUAAGAGAAAGGGCAUUGCAAGGAAGAAGGGUUGUAGGGUCUUUGGGAUGAGUCAUGAAUGGCAGAAGUGUGAGCAUGGAUAUGCAUGGCAUAUGGAAGUGAAACGUGGGCCUGGAAUGAAAGUCAGAGGUCUAGAGUGCAGGCAGUGGAAAUGAGUUAUUUGAGGAGUGCUUGUGGUGUGAGUAGAAUGGAUGGAAUGAGUAAUGAAAGUGUGUACGAGCAUUUUGGAAUGUGUCACGGGGGUGAAAGGAGGAAGUGUGGAGUGGUGGAAGAAGUGAAGCGACAAACUUUAAAGUGGUUUGGCCACAUGGAGCGAAUGGAGGAGAGUAAGAUGACCAGAAGGGUGUAUGUGAGUGAGAUAGAGGGAGGUAAUGCUAGAGGACGACCUCCAGUGAAAUAGAGAGAUAGGGUGCAAGAGUACGUUAGGGA